AUGGUGUCUGCUAAAAGACUGUUCUGCUCUCUCAGGUUGGAAAGCCGUCCUAGAGGUUUUCACGAGCCUGAUAUGUUCGUCCACACUAAUGAACUACCCCCAGACCGGUUGGGUAAAAUGCUCAGGAGCAAGGAUUGGGUCAGUUUUCAGUGUUGUGACUGUGAGCUGGCGAGUGAUGCUAGUCAACUAAAUAAGCAGCCUUUGGAAUCAGAAGUUCAGUUUGAGAAACAUAUAAGAAAACUUUUGAUAGAUAAGCAGGAAUUACAAUGGCAGAAGGAAUCUCUUCAAUAUCAAUCUGACAUGGCAGCUAAGGAACAUAAAGAAGCACUUAUCACAUUAAGAAAACAGUUUCAGGAACGAAUCAGUGGCAUUGAAGGAGACAAGGGAAAAUACCAGUUAUCUGCUGGAUUGAAAGAAAAAGAGAUUAGUGGACUGAAAGAAGAAUUUAAAAAAUUACAGUUAUCCAACUACAGUUUACAGAAGAAACUAAGUGAAUUGGAACAAAAAUUGCAGUUGCAGAAUGCAACAAAGGAUAGUCAUCUGAUCCAGCUAAGUAAAGCUGAAAAGCGCUACAAAGUUAUUAUUCAUCAGUUUGGACUAAUAAAACAGGCCCAUGAGAAACUUGAGCUGAAUGUGGAAGAGGCAAUGCAUUUAAAUAAGAAGCUGACAACUAUAAACAAGAAUCAAGAAGCAACUAUACAAUGUUUAAAACAGGAAAUUGAAAAUAAAAAUAAGGAGCUGAUUAAGUCCAGAGUUACCAUUACAUGCAGAAAAGGGGAAGAAAACAGUAUUUUGAAAGGGAAAGAACAAUGUCAGCAGGAACUUCAACUCAAAAUUAAAAUGGUGCAUUAG
Messenger RNA from Polypterus senegalus (gray bichir), 852 nucleotides. RefSeq names its product coiled-coil domain-containing protein 73-like. Lineage: Eukaryota; Metazoa; Chordata; Cladistia; Polypteriformes; Polypteridae. The record is from RefSeq and is a predicted model, not a curated record. The coding region runs from base 1 to 852 and encodes 283 amino acids. The transcript has 10 exons.